Diabrotica balteata is the source of this 1855-nucleotide messenger RNA. The record is from the annotation of a GenBank genome assembly. Lineage: Eukaryota; Metazoa; Arthropoda; Insecta; Coleoptera; Chrysomelidae.
AGUCUUACAUUAAUCUAAUUGUCAAUGUCAGAUUAUUCUUAAAGAAAACCAAUAAUACUUAAAAUUAAUGAAAGAAACAGUAAUUUCCAGUAUCAUCUUAACAACAAACUUUGUAUGAUUUUUUAAAGAAUUGUUAAAUAUGCAUAACAAAACCACCCGAUUUGGUGUUCCCUGGAAAUCACAAACCUCAGGUUUAAUUGGACCAAAUACGUACACCGUCAUAUGUAAAACACAGCUCAGUAACCGAGUUCCUUUUUUAAGUUCAUCCAGAUUAGAGCCUUCAUAUUUGAACCCAUCGUUCUGUAGUACCUUCUAUCAACUUCCAGAUGAUGCAAAACAUAAAAAGUUGGGCUGCUCUCCACAGUAUACAGCUUCUAGAACAACCAAGAUCGACAACAUAUCCCCUGGACCAGAAGCAUAUGACGUUAAACCUGUCAAAUGUAUGACACAAGCGGAUAGAAUUGCAGAUCACGAAAAAGUAAAAAAACUAUAUGUUUGUCGAGUUCCCUACACCCUUGUUGGAUCCGGACCUUCGGUCCCCACUAAGCGUAAUGCUAAUGGUUAUUCUAUGAAUCCUUUUGGAGAUGUCAAGCCACUUCCUCCCACCUAUCAUGAUACUACAUUGGGUCCAGCGUUUUAUGACAUGUUGCAAAAAUCGCGUUACGAAAAGCAAUACAGAGGCAUCGAUUGGCGUUGCAGCAAGACAAAAAGAGAUUCCUACAAAAUAGACACGAACAUUCCUGGACCGGCGGACUAUUCUCUAACGAUACCUACGUGUCGGCGCAACCAAGAAGACGAGGAAUUCCGCGAGAUGGCGCGUCUAUAUACUUUCCUUCCGCGAUAUAUGGACAAGCAAGAAAUGAUCACUAGAAAUAAUAACUACCCUGCACCCGGCACAUACAAUAUCGACAACGGAGAUACUUGCAGAAUUUGCCCUCCUCUUAAGUCAACGGCAUUUUUAAGCAGAAGCAAGAGAUUUAAGUACGAAUAUUCAAAUACACCUUCUGCCACAGCGUACCAAUUUUCUCCAAGGAAAUACUCUAUAUCGAAAUUAAAAGUCCCUUUUGGAAUAGCUAGUUCACGGUUUUCUCGCAAGAAAACUGCUGUUACACCCGGUCCUGCUGAAUACUCAAUUAAGGGUGCAAUAAGUGAACAUCUGGAGAAGAGUCUAGAAUAUUCUGUGUUCAAACCGCCGUUUGGAAAAUCCGCUCUUAGAGAAACGAUAGAAUUCUCGAAGGACCUACUCAAUGUGCCUUCGCCUCAGGCGUAUAGUAUCCAAGAUGUGAAAUCAUGCAAAAUGUACACAAGUAGUAUAUUUAAAUCGAAGGUUGCAAGGUUUUCAAAGCAAUGUAAAACAUUUUAUGGUGCUCCUGCUCGCUAUAACGAUAUGGACGCUUUUAAGGCAACUAAAAACUUCAAAUCCCACAAUGCUCUUGAUGUUUCAUUCAAUGCCACCAGUCGCAAAAAAGAACUAUUUGAUGAAGUCCAUAUUAGGAAUCCUUGUCCUUCUUCAUACGAAGUUAGAAAGGGACUUGAUGAAAGAGGUUACAUUGUACCACAAUCUCCAAGAUGGAAAGAACCUGCGGAUAAUUUUCCAGGACCUGGAUCGUAUUUGAUUCAUCCGAAGUUUAGAAGCAGCAUGUUUAACGCCUAUAAUACAUAUAAUUUGAUCUUGAAAGAAGAUGUGCUUAAAAUGAGCUUACGAAAACAGAGUAAACUGAAAUGGGCGAAACGUGCUAAGGAGCUAAAGAAAAGUAAGAAACUGAGGUGGUUCGAAAACGAAGGAAAAGGUUAUGUGCAUUGUCAUAAAGAUCUAACGUUGUACAAAAAUUAAAUUAUAAUCAUAAUCAACUGU